CAUCAGAUCACAGAUGAGUGACGCUCAACAUCUCUCAGAUCUGAGGAUUGUGUUGAUGGGGUAUAGAGUUGCUGGUAAGAGUUCAUCAGGAAACACCAUCCUGGACAGAGAGGAGUUUGACUUGAAGAGAUCUGCUCAUUGUGUGAGGAGACAUGGAGAAGUAGCAGACAGACACAUCACUGUCAUUGAAGCUCCAGGAUGGAGGAUGAACCAAACUGUAGAGGAGAGUCCUGAGAUACUGAAACAGGAGAUUUUGCUCAGUGUGUCUCUGUGUCCUCCAGGACCACACGCUGUACUACUGAUCAUACGUGUGGACUCUAGAUUUAAAGAGAAUGAGAUAAAAGCAUUGCAGGGUCAUCUGGAUCUUCUCAGUGAGAGAGUCUGGAGUCACACUAUAGUUCUGUUCACUCAUGGAGACUCUCUGUUAGACACAUCUAUAGAGCAGCACAUUGAGAGUGAAGGACAGGAUCUCCAGCGGCUGCUGGACAAAUGUGGGAACAGGUAUCAUGUUCUCAACAAUCACAACAGGAGUGACGACACUCAGAUCAAGGAGCUACUGGAGAAGAUUGAGGAGACAGUGGCACAAAACAACGGCCGCCAUUUUGAAAUCAAUUCAUUCAGAUCACGAUUUGGAGCAGAAACAGUUCUCAGUUCAUCACGUUCCAGAGAUUCAUCUCUCACAAGUUAUGAGUGGGUCAUAAAACGAUAUAACAGCAAUGAAUGGCUACCACCAAACAUGAGUGGAGAUGAGCGAUUGGACAGAUGGUCUCGGGGAAGUUCUGGUUACGGUUCAUCCAGCUCACAAUCAUCGGACAGUGAUUCAGUUUUUAGCUCAUCAAGCUCAACAGUCUCAUCUUACAGCUCAGGAUUCAGGCUUUUGCGGUCCAUCCUGGAGUUUGUGGAAUAUUCAGGAACAAGACAAAGAGUUGGUGCAACUGAGAUCUCAAAAAAUUACCCUAGAAGCGUAAAGAAGCAUGAUAAACAUGAAGAAGACACUGAGAAAACUUGAAUUAUAUAAAAUGAAUGAAAGAGAAACUGCAAGAAAAUGCUGCUGUUCAUGAAUACCAGUAGUUGAGUUAUAAAAUAAUGACAUUGUGUUGUUGCCAGAAAUAGAGACAUCUGUGUCCCAAUGUGUGAGCCAAUGUCUUACUGUUCUUACAAGUGCCCAGAUUCAUGUACACCAUAUACUGAUUCACAAGCUCAGGAGUUAGGGAGCUGAGCUGACGAUACCAAAAUUUCAUGGCCAUGUCCUGUGUUGAGGAAACAUCAUCUUAAUGCGUAAACAAACCUGUGUGACUUCAGCAACAUGGGAUAGUCAUAAAGGGAGAUUAUUAAUUGUCACCAUUUCACCCUGUUUGGAUUCCUGUUUUGCACCAUUUCCCGCCACUAGUUUGUCACCAUAGUUACUGAUCACUUUCAUCAUCAUUAUCAGCUGUGUUUCAUUACCUACCUCGUUUGUCAGUGUAUUAAAGUCUUGUAUUCAGUU
This is a messenger RNA of Megalobrama amblycephala (Wuchang bream), 1486 nucleotides long. RefSeq names its product GTPase IMAP family member 9-like. The transcript has 3 exons. The record is from RefSeq and is a predicted model, not a curated record. Gene Ontology annotation, molecular function: GTP binding. NCBI's taxonomy places the organism in Eukaryota, Metazoa, Chordata, Actinopteri, Cypriniformes, Xenocyprididae. Bases 14 to 1009 code for a protein of 331 amino acids.